Messenger RNA from Spirodela intermedia, 2085 nucleotides. NCBI's taxonomy places the organism in Eukaryota, Viridiplantae, Streptophyta, Magnoliopsida, Alismatales, Araceae. The record is from the annotation of a GenBank genome assembly.
AUGUAUGUAUAUGAAGGGUUUGGAGGGUUGUAUCGUUCUCGUCUUGGUCCUCGUCUCCUGCAUGAGACGGAGCGCCGCCGGAGAACCGCCGCCGCUGUGGAGCUGCCGGCGUCCGCCACCAAGCUCUGUCUCGCGGUCCAAUGGAACGCCCUCCUCCGCCGCCGGUGCAGGGCAGGGCAGUGGGCGGAAACCCUCGCCCUCUUCCGCCGCAUGGCCGCCGGCGGCGGCGGGCGACGCCGCCGCUCGCCGGAGCCCGACCGGUUCACCCUCUCCAUCGUCCUCAAGGCUUGCGGCGAGCUAUGCAACCUGAGGGAAGGAAGGUCGCUCCAUGGCUACCUCCUGAGGAGGCCCCAGGAGGAACUCCGCAGGGACCUCUUCGUCGGCGCCGCCCUGGUGGAGAUGUACUCCCGCUGCGGCGAGAUGGGCGGCGCCGCCGCCGUCUUCAAUGCCUACCCAUCGCCGGACGUUGCCCUCUGGACAGCGGUGAUCAGCGGGUACCAGAAGAAAUCCAUGGCGGAGGAAGCCGUCUCCUUCUUCUCUCUGGUUCUCCGGGAGAAGAAGCAUCUGAACCCUAAUCCGAGGACCCUCGUCUCCCUCAUCGCCGCUGUCACCCAGAUCGGAGCUCCCCUCGCCGGAAAAUCUGCCCACUGUUACUCCCUCCGGCGAGCUUUCCUCUCCGACCUCCCGCUUAGCAACUCCGUCCUGAACAUGUACUCCAAGCUGGGGAACGCCGAUUAUGUGGUGAGGUUUUUCGCCGCCAUGGCCGGCAAGGACGUGAUAUCCUGGAGCUGCGUGUUAGGGUUUUACGCCCGCCAUGGGAGGACCGCGGCGGCCCUGGAGCUCUACCAGCGGAUGACGGCGGCGGGUUUCCGGCCCAACUCCGUCACCGUCAUCGGCGCCCUCCAAGCCUGCGCGGCGGCGGCGGAGCUGCCGGAGGGGAGGAAGCUCCACGGGGAGAUCCUCCGGCGAGGUCUCGAGUUGCAGGCGGCGGUGGCCACCGCCCUUAUCGACAUGUACAUGAAGUGCUCCUGCUCCGGCGAGGCGGAGCUCGUCUUCUCCGGCAUGCCCACCAGGGACGUCGUCACCUGGUCUGCCAUGGUGGGUGGGUACUCUCAGAGCGGGCUACCCGACAUGGCCAUGGAAGUCUUCCGCAGGAUGAUGAUGGAGGGAACGAAACCAGACGCUGUCGCCAUGGCGAAGCUCCUCUCCUCUUGUUCUCAGUCGGGUCUCCUCCGGCAGGCCCUGUGCCUGCACGGGUUCCUCCUCCGCCGGGGCUUCCACCGGCGACGCUUCGUGGUAGCGGCGCUGAUCGAUCUCUACUCCAAAUGCGGGGCGGUGGAACUCGCCGUGGGAGUCUUCACGGCGAUGAGAGAGAAAGACGCUGUCGUGUGGAGCGCCAUGAUCGCCGGCUUCGGUAUCAACGGGCUUCCCGGCGAUGCCCUGCGGCUGUUCAGAGAGAUGAUCAGAUCCUCCGCCGCCGUCCCCGGCGGCGCCACCUUCGCGUCCCUACUCUCCGCUUGCAGCCACUCGGGCCUCCUCCGCGAGGGGAAGGAGAUCUUCGAGGAGAUGGAGGUUAUCCACGGAGUGGCCCCCGCCGGCGAGCACGUCGCCGCCAUGGUCGACCUUCUGGGCCGCGCCGGCGAGCUACCGGAGGCCUUGAAGCUGAUCGCCGCCGCUCGUCAGAGCCAUUUUAGCCACGCUUGGGCGGCGCUGCUGGCGGCGGCCUGCAGGAUCGACGGCGGCGCCGCAGCGGAGGUGGGGGAGCUGGCGGCAAGAAAGCUCUCUGAACUGGGCGCCGACGACAUGGCGGGGCCUUAUCUUCCUCUUCUGCAAGUUUUUGCCGCAAAUGGAAGGUGGGAGCAGGUGGGAAUGGUGAGGAAGACGGUGGAGGACCGUCUCUUGAGGAAGAUCCCCGGAAGGAGCUCGAUAGAGGUUGCCGGCGGAAUCCACUGGUUCGCCGCCGGCGACCAAAACCACCAGGAAAUCGAGAGGACUCAGCUGAUUCUAAGGGGUUUGGGGGCGGCGAUGAAAGAGGGAGGAGGCUCCGUCUUUGAUGAUGCUGCUUCGUUCCACUGUGUUGACUAA